Molecule: messenger RNA, 3168 nt
Organism: Schistosoma curassoni
Lineage: Eukaryota; Metazoa; Platyhelminthes; Trematoda; Strigeidida; Schistosomatidae
Source: the annotation of a GenBank genome assembly
AUGUUCAUUUUAAUUUAUUUAACCAAAUAUUUAAAUAAAAUUCUUACUUUACUAUUAUUCUGUAUGUUUAUAAUUAAUUCAAAUGAAUCUAAUCAAAAUUUAUUGGAUAUAAAUAAUUAUGUAAACAUUUCAUUAUUGAAAAUUCAUAAUAAAAUAAAACAUUCUAAUUCUAGAAGUAAACGUCAUAUUGAUCCAUCUAUACCAAUUGUAACAUCGAAUAAUUUAAUUUAUUCAACUGAAUUAAGAAUUAUUGCUAGUGCUGUAUGUAAAUCACAUUGUUUACAAAGAUGUUCAGAGAAAUUAAUAAAAGAUUCAGUGAAAGACAAUAUGAUCGAAGAGAUUGUGAAUAACUUAAUGAAAUUUCCAGUUCAACUUCGUGAUAAAUGCAGUCAAUUGUCUCCUGGAUUUUUGUAUUAUGAUGAAUGUGAACAGGCUUGCGAUUCAGAUCGUUUUUACAGUGACUGCAUAAAAAUGUGCGAGUCUGGUGAUUCACCUAGUGGAUGGUCAUGUCUUACUGGUUGCCGAUCCUUAGACGCAGCAUUGAAGAGACGCUCUGGUGAUUGCCCCGAACAGAUUGGCCUUGCAAUUCACCGCAUACCAAAUUUAGUAUCUGUCAAAAAUGAUCAGAAUUAUCCAUCACAUGAGUCUUCCGAAUCUUCACAGUUUAAUUUGGACAAACCCAUCUCUUUACCUGAGAGCGACAACGGAUUAAAAACCAAUAUGCUGGAGAAUUCUUGGUUUACACAUCAUAGCAGUGCAAUUAAUGAAAUAACCAGCUGCACAGUUGAUGCUGAAUGUCCACAAAAGCAAGAUAAAUGCUGUCAAUCACAAUGCAAACAAGCCUUAUUUAAUAAAGCAAUCUUGCCCCCGAUUCCAACAGUACGUAUUUUGGAAGAAAAACAUCCGCCAUCGUUUCUUGUUUCUUGGAAUAAUAACGAAAUAGAAGUCAGUAAUCUCAGCUUACCAACCGUGUACGUACUACAAGUCAAAUCCUAUUUUGGCCCAGAAUAUGAUAACCGUAUGUCAAGUCCCUGGAAAACAUUAGUUGUAUCUACAUUAAAAGGUGCCCAACUAAGUGAUCCUGCUGUUGGUUGGUGGUAUCAGUUUCAAGUGGCAGCAGUAAAUCAAUGGGGUUCUCUUGGUUUUGACACUCCAUCUCCACCUGUACAAUUAACAACUCUUCAACCUAGCCCUCCAUCGCCUCCAAGAGACUUGGCCGACGAAUUGUUAACACUACAAGCUAAUGGAAAAAUAAGAGUUCAGAUUCACUGGAACAGUCCAGCAACUACCAUAUUACCAGUUACUGAGUAUAGGAUCUCUUGGGGUCCUGAUUCUGCAAAUAUAGAUAAUAAUCAUAAAUUCACUGAAUAUCCUACUCAAUUUGUACAUACUGUUCCAUCGUCUCAAACAAAUUAUCAGCUGACAAAUCUUUAUCCUGGAGUACUGUAUCGAAUUGAGGUAAUUGCAAUGAGUGAAUGGGGUUCAACUCAACUUAGAUCACAACCAAAUACUUUGUUUAUUCAUACUCCAAACGUAGAUUCAAUCCAAGAUCAUAGAGAAGAUUCCCUAAUUGCCAACUUAAAGAAAAUUGAUGCAAACACUGUUCAACAUCUAAAAAACAAGAAGUAUUUGAACCAUUAUGAUGAGUCAUACUCUGAAGACCACCUUAGCCACAACUCAGGUAAAUCGGAUGUUUCUUUUGUUUGUAAUGGAACUAGUAAAAGUUUAGUAUUUAAAAGUUCAUUACCAUCUGAUUCAUCAAUUAAUCAUAUAAAUAUUAAAACUGCAGAAUUAUCAAUGGAAACUGAUGUAGCUGUCUUUGAUGGACAUGGUUUAAUAACUGAACUCAAAAUAUAUGAAUAUGAUUUAAAACAAACAUCUAAAACAGAGUUAAAUCAACAAACAAUGAGUUCACGUCCAUUAAUUGUUCGUUGGACGCCACAAGUUUGCAUUGAAACUGUCAUUGUCACUGGUAAUAAUAUAGAUGAAACAAAUUCCUUUCAAUCAGAAGCUUUAAUAGCCAAUAAUAUUGAUCAAUUUACUAAACCUUCAUAUUCUCAAAUAGAAAAUGCUGGACGGCGUAAAGAAUCACUGAAUUCAAAUGAAAAAUAUAUUUUAUUGAAUCCAGUAAAACAUGAAGUCAACAAUCAUGUUGACGGUAAAAGAUUCAAAAAGCCCAUUUUAAGACAUGCAACAUUACAAUUAACGAAUCUUAACUUUAAUUGUCGUUAUCUAAUUGAAUUAUUGUCUGAAAAACAAGAAUCAUCUAAACGAUCGGACAAAAAAAUUCACCCUGUCUAUACAUCUGGGUAUAAUGUUGAACUUUCUGCAUGGUUGUGUACACCAGCAUGUUCCACAGUCAAAUUAGCUUCAUGGAUUAAAAAACCAAAGUGUUUAGGUACUACACAAGUUUUAGAUAUUAUAACAGAACCAAAAAAUUUAUCAUAUAAGCAAAUAUCGGUAACGCCAACGAUCAGUUAUAAUAUAUCUUGGAAGUCAGGUGCUCUUGUAUCAAGAUCUGGGAGUUAUCAACAAUUAACUACUCAAGAAAUCUACAGUGACAAGACUAGUAAAAUUAUUUUCCCAGUGCACCACAGAAUUAUCUGGGGACCAAGCCGAGAUACUGCAAUGAAAUCAGUUGUAUGGAAAUCAUGGCCAAAUCUUCGACCUCGAAUUGAUCAUACAAGAGCUGAAACAAAAGUAUUACGAAACAGUGAAACAUCUAUAGUAUUGGAUAAUCUUCUACCAAAUACAUUAUAUGUGGUUAGUUUACAAGCAAUGACUGGAGAGCAUUAUAUGCCAAAUAAUGAUAAAAUAUAUAUAAAGUCUAAAAUUAAUAAUAAUAAUAAUGUGGGUCAUAUGCAGAAAAUAGAUAUGAAGCCAAGUCUUCUCUCUUUUCAAUCAAUGAAUUCAAAAGAUUUACACCAAUCGAAACCAUCAACACAAUAUUUAGGAUCUAGUAAAGAAGUUUAUCUAGUUUUUGAAACUCCUGAAGAUUCAAAUAUAUUCAAAGAAAAUGGGAAAUUAAUUGAUUCUUCAAAAGAAUUCCGAAGUUCAUUAGAAAAUGGUUCAUCAAACGUACGCCAAACAGUCAAAGAGAUAAUCCACUAUGCAGUCUAUCUGGCUUUAAUAAGAAUUAUAUUAAAUUACCAAAUUUUAAAUGUAUGA